Thamnophis elegans (Western terrestrial garter snake) is the source of this 2866-nucleotide messenger RNA. It is a transcript of the gene TRPV2, whose product is annotated as transient receptor potential cation channel subfamily V member 2. Gene Ontology annotation, cellular component: membrane. Bases 357 to 2627 code for a protein of 756 amino acids. NCBI's taxonomy places the organism in Eukaryota, Metazoa, Chordata, Lepidosauria, Squamata, Natricidae. The record is from RefSeq and is a predicted model, not a curated record. Gene Ontology annotation, molecular function: calcium channel activity; protein binding. Gene Ontology annotation, biological process: calcium ion import across plasma membrane. The transcript is spliced from 16 exons.
GUUUCCUCUACCUCCUUCUCAGUUACGUUUACAACAUCCUAGCUGGCAGAGAUACUCCAGGCUUCCCUGCGGUGGGUGGAACCUCUGAUCUUCCUCCCUGCCUUCCACCGAUCUUGCGGUGAGGAGGUUGUGUCGAGGGUUUAGCCGUACCUUAAAAUCACGUCCAUUUCUUACAUUCGCCUGCUAAACUCGGUCGCUGAAAGGACUCUAAAAAUCUGGGGGGCAUUGUGGAAACCAACUUGUCGGCGAGUAUCUUCUUAGUAAUCUGAAUAGCACCGUGCCUGCAAAAGGAUUCUAAAGAUUUAGAGGGCAAUUAGGCACCGUGGAAACCAACGUGUCGCCUCCCAACCUGGACGAUGAGCAAAUCCCGCUUUGCGCUGGAGACGGAUGAUGGCCCUGUGGAGGAUCUGAACGCAGCCACGAAGGGGACAGCUGGGGCGGAGCAUGGACUGCCCCCCUUGGAGACCCCUUUCCAGAAGGAAGCCCCUCCCUCCCCCCAGAUCCGGGUGAAUCUGAAUUACCGGCCAGGACUCGUCCCACCGGAUGAUCCAAAUCGCUUCGACAGGGACCGCAUUUUUCAAGCUGUGGUUGCAGGAGACCCUGAACGGCUUAACGGCCUGAGCGAUUAUCUUCAGAGAACGUCCAGCUUUCUCACCGACACUAAAUUUAGAGAUGGGAAGACGGGGAAGACCUGUUUGAUGAAGGCCUUGCUCCAUUUGAAAGAUGGACACAACCCCACUAUCCCUUUGCUCCUGGAGAUAGACAAGGAGACAGACAACCCCAAGUCUUUGGUCAACACCGCUUGCACUGACAGCUACUACAAGGGCCACACAGCCCUCCACAUUGCCAUUGAGAAGAGAAACUUAGAUCUGGUGAAGAUCCUGGUGCAGAACGAGGCUGAUGUCCACAUCAAAGCUUCCGGCCAUUUCUUCCAGCCGCACCGCAAAGGGACCUUUUAUUUUGGUGAACUUCCUCUCUCCUUGGCUGCUUGUACCAACCAGCCAGAAGUGGUCAUGUAUCUUCUGGAUAACGAAUACCAGAAGGCCAGGCUGACCGAGCAGGAUUCCAUGGGCAACACCGUCCUCCAUGCGCUGGUGAUGGUGGCCAACGAUACGGAGAAGAACACUGAGCUCGUGGUCAACAUGUACGAUAUGAUCCUGAUGAAAGGCGCCGAGAUUGACCCUUCCUGCAAAUUGGAAGAGAUUGUCAACAAGAAACAGCUGACUCCUUUGAAGCUGGCUGCCAAGACCGGGAAAGUCGAGAUCUUGAAGCACAUGCUCCACCGAGAGAUGAAGGACCCCAAGUUCCAGCACCUUUCGCGGAAGUUCACCGAGUGGACCUAUGGUCCCAUCCACAUCUCUCUCUACGACCUAACCUCCAUCGAUAGCUUUGAGGAGAAUUCAAUGCUGGAGAUCCUGGCCUACAGCAGCAACACUCCAAACCGAUAUAAAAUGGUGGCCCUGGAGCCUGUGAACCAGCUACUUCAGUACAAGUGGGAAUCCUUCAGUAGGAAAAGGUUUUUCUUCAGUUUAUUCCUCCACCUGAUUUUCAUGCUCAUCUACACAGGCACUGCUUAUUACCGGCCUCUAAAUGGUGAGCCUCUUGUUCCAACAACGGUGACAUUCCCAAAGUUAUUAAGACUUAUUGGAGCUGUGGUCAUUUUAAUUGGUGGCAUUUAUCUCUUCAUUGCUCAGAGUUUUUACUUCUGGAGACGGCGCUUCUCUUGGAAAAGUCUUCUAGUGGACAGUUGCUUCGAAAUAUUCCUGUUCGUGCAGGCCCUCGCCAUCCUGGCCGCCUCCGUGAUGUUCUUUGCGAGCAUGGAAACAUAUGUGCUGCCCAUGGUGUUCGCCUUGCUUUUGGGUUGGGUGAACAUGCUCUACUACACCCGUGGCCUCCAGCAGACGGGGAUCUAUAUCGUGAUGAUUCAGAAGGCCAUCUUGAGGGACCUCCUGCACUUCCUGAUGGUUUAUGUGAUCUUCCUGUUUGGCUUUGCAACGGCUCUCAUCGUUCUCACCGGGGGCGCUUCCCACUCCGCCCGCAACGCGUCUGUCCCGCUCAACGACGACUCCAAAGACCAGGCCGUCUAUUCGGGGCUAUUUCAGACGGCUCUGCUGCUCUUCAGGUUCACCAUCGGCAUGGGCGACCUGGAGUACAACGAGAAUGUGAAGUACAGCGACUUUGCGAUGCUGUUGGUCCUCCUGUUUGUCAUCUUGACCUACAUCCUCUUGCUCAACAUGCUGAUUGCCCUGAUGAGUGAAACAGUCACCAAUGUCUCUGGCUACAGCCAGAGUGUCUGGCAGCUACAGAGAGCCAUCGCUAUUCUGGAGAUCGAGAGGAACUGGAUCUGGUGCUGGAGAAAGGCCCAGAGAGCCGGCUCUUAUCUCCCCAUCGGCUCUGAGGACAAGAGGUGGUUUUUUCGCGUAGAAGAAGUCAACUGGGAAGACUGGAAUGAAAAAAUCGAUACCCUCAGAGAAGACCCCGUGGGAUUCAACCUUCUGGAGAAGGAUUCCUCUUCGGAGUCGAAACUACGGGACUGGUUGGCUCGGGCAAAGUCGCGCUUCUCUUCACUGGUGGAGGAAGAGGAAGAGCAGGAAGAAAGGGUGUCGCUGCAUAACUUGAGACCCUAGGAGGAGAGGAAUCGCGCUCCCCCCCCCCGGUCCCCAAGGAAGGAGGGACAGACAGAGGGGUGUCUCAGCCACGAAAGGACCCACCUCAACUCUGCUCUCCAGGGAAAAGAGAGGGUGGGAUUUGGUGCCUUUGGGAAGGAUUCGGCCCCACCUCCAUUUAUGCAGCUCAUAGGUUGUCUGAGAGGAAAAGCCAGAUGUUUAGCACUUCUUCUUCUUCUUCUCCUCCUCCUCCUCCUCCU